Molecule: messenger RNA, 3759 nt
Organism: Girardinichthys multiradiatus
Lineage: Eukaryota; Metazoa; Chordata; Actinopteri; Cyprinodontiformes; Goodeidae
Gene: parp1
Product: poly (ADP-ribose) polymerase 1
Exons: 23
Coding region: 121-3168 (1015 amino acids)
Cellular component (GO): nucleus
Molecular function (GO): NAD+ poly-ADP-ribosyltransferase activity; NAD binding; DNA binding
Source: RefSeq, a predicted model, not a curated record
UUCCCUCUCUGUGGAGGCACGCGGGACUUGCUGGCUGCUCUGCCUGUGAUUGUUUGUGUCGCCGGGAGAAAGUUGCUUUCACAGCCUCUUCGCUUUGUUUUGCCUCAUUACCACACAGCUAUGGCGGACAACCAGGAGGAGAAGCUGUACAAGGUGGAGUACGCUAAAAGCGGCCGCGCCUCUUGCAAAACAUGCAAAGAAAGCAUCGCUAAAGACUCCCUGAGGCUGGCCAUCAUGGUGCAGUCGCCCAUGUUUGACGGGAAGGUCCCCCACUGGCACCAUUUCUCCUGCUUCUGGCUGAGUGCGGAGGCUCAGUCCCCGGCCGACAUCGCCGGCUUCUCGGAUCUCCGCUGGGAGGACCAGGAAAAGGUGAAAAAGGCCAUCGAGAGCGGCGGAGCUGUCGGAGUAGGAAGAGGCGAUCAGAAGAGUGCCGCUAAAGGAGAGAAGACUCUGAACAAUUUCGCGGUGGAAUACGCCAAGUCCAACCGCAGCACAUGCAAGGGCUGCGAGCAGAAAAUAGAAAAGGACCAAAUUCGUGUGUCCAAGAAGACCGUGGACCCUGAGAAGCCUCAGCUGGGUCUGAUUGACCGCUGGUACCACACGGCAUGCUUCGUGAGCCGCAGGGAGGAGCUGGUCUUCAGGCAUGAAUACAGCGCCGCCCAGCUGAAGGGAUUCAACGCGCUGCGUGCAGAAGACAAGGAGGAGCUGAAGAAGAAGCUGCCUGCUGUCAAAUCUGAAGGGAAGCAUAAAUCCGAUGAGGUGGAUGGGGCAUCAAAGAAGCAGAAGAAGGAGGAGGAGGAGGAGAAGAAGAAGCUCGAGGAGCAGAUGAAGAUUCAAAGCCAGCUGAUUUGGGGCAUUAAGGACAAGCUGAAGAAACAUUGUUCAGUCAACGACAUGAAGGAGCUGCUGAUUGCAAACGGCCAGGAUGUUCCCUCCGGAGAGUCCAACGUGCUGGACAGCCUGGCUGAUGGCAUGGCAUUUGGUGCUCUUGAAGCCUGUAAGGAGUGCCAGGGCCAGCUGGUGUUUAAAGGAGACUCGUAUUACUGUACAGGAGACAUUUCCGCCUGGACAAAGUGUGUGUUCAAAACCAGAACUCCUUCACGCAAAGACUGGGUCAUCCCUAAGGAAUUCCACGAAGUCCCUUUUCUAAAAAAGUUUAAAUUCAAGCAGCAGGACAGGGUUUACCCCAAGGAGACUCCCACUCAAACUCUGAAACCAGUGAAAGCUGAACCUCUGGCGAGUGCUUCUAGUGCUCCCACUGAGCGACUACAAGAACAGGCACCUUCAGAUAAACCCCUAACUGGUAUGAAGCUGCUGGCUGUUGGCAAGUUAUCCAAAAACAAAGAUGAUCUAAAGGCGGCUGUGGAGGAACUGGGUGGUAAAAUGACCAGCACAGCCAAUAAGGCCUCUCUUUGUCUCAGCUCUAAGAAGGAGGUGGAGAAGAUGAGUAAGAAGAUGGAGGAAGUAAGAGAUGCAGGCGUGCGUGUCGUCUCUGAGGAUUUCCUCACAGAUAUCAGGUCAUCGGGCAAAGGUCUUCAGGAGCUGGUUUCUCUACACGCCAUCUCACCCUGGGGUGCAGAAGUUAAAUCUGAACCUCAGGCUCCAACUGUGUCCUCCAAAUCUGGAGCUCUGGCUGCUAAGAGCACCGGCAGGGUGAAGGAGGAGGAGGGUGGUAGCAAGGCCAAGAAGAUGAAGCUAACAGUCAAGGGUGGAGCUGCUGUGGAUCCAGACUCAGGUCUGGAAAAUAGUGCCCAUGUGCUGGAGCAGAAUGGGAAGAUGUACAGUGCUACUUUGGGUCUUGUGGACAUAGUCAGAGGAACCAACUCAUAUUACAAGUUGCAGCUGCUGGAGGAUGAUGUACAUAAGAGAUACUGGGUUUUCAGGUCUUGGGGCAGAGUGGGCACCACCAUCGGAGGCAACAAGUUGGACAAAUUCCACGACAAGAACUCUGCGCUGGAUAAUUUCCUCUGUGUUUAUAAAGAAAAGACUGGGAACGAUUGGGGGACAUCCAACUUCACUAAAUAUCCCAAUAAGUUUUACCCUCUGGAGAUUGACUAUGGACAGGAUGAGGAGGCAGUGAAACGGUUGACAGCCUCUGCUGGCACCAAGUCGAAGCUGGACAGACCCGUUCAGGAUCUGAUCAAGAUGAUCUUUGAUGUGGAGAGCAUGAAGAAGGCCAUGGUCGAGUUUGAGAUUGACCUCCAGAAGAUGCCUCUUGGCAAGCUGAGUAAGAGACAAAUCCAGAGCGCCUACGCUCUUCUGACUGAAGUCCAGCAGGCGGUGUCAGCUAGCGUACCUGAGGCACAGAUACUGGAUCUCUCCAAUCGCUUCUACACUCUCAUUCCUCAUGACUUCGGCAUGAAGAAACCUCCCCUACUCAGCAACCUGGACUACGUUAAGGCUAAAGUUGAGAUGUUGGACAACCUGUUGGAUAUCGAAGUGGCCUACAGCUUGCUGAGAGGAGGGGCUCAGGACAAUGAGCACGAUCCAAUCGACAUCAACUAUGAGAAACUCAAAACUAAGAUUGAGGUUGUUGACAAGACCACGCAGGAGGCUGAAAUCAUCAUGCAAUACGUUAAGAACACCCAUGCUGCUACACACAACACCUACACUCUGGAAGUGCAAGAAAUCUUCAAAAUUGCACGAGAAGGAGAGCACCAACGCUACCGUCCAUUUGAGGAGAUACACAAUCGGCAGUUACUGUGGCACGGCUCUCGCACCACCAACUACGCUGGUAUUCUAUCUCAGGGACUUCGCAUUGCGCCUCCAGAGGCCCCUGUGACCGGCUACAUGUUCGGCAAAGGUGUGUACUUUGCUGACAUGGUGUCCAAGAGUGCAAACUACUGCCACACCUCUCAGUCAGACCCUGUGGGCCUCAUUCUGCUGGCAGAGGUCGCUUUAGGCAACAUGCAUGAGCUGAAGAAAGCCUCUCAAGUUACAAAGUUGCCAAAAGGAAAGCACAGUGUUAAAGGUUUGGGUAGAACCGCUCCUGAUCCAAAUGCUUCUGUCACUUUGAAUGGAGUCCAAGUGCCUCUGGGAAAAGGAGUCAAUACUAACAUUGAUGACACAAGUCUACUGUACAACGAGUACAUUGUAUAUGAUGUGGCUCAGGUAAACUUGAAGUAUCUCCUGAAGAUCAGGUUUAACUACCAGACAUCUCUGUGGUGAGGACUGCAGCCGUACCCUUCAAGGAAAAAAAACAACCACCGUUGCAUCUAAAUGCCUUGGCCUCAUUCUCUGCAGCAAAUGGCAUGUAAAGCAGUGAUGCUGUUCUAACAGUGUCCAUGUGAAAUAGUCUCACUUUACUACUUUUUCAUCAGGUUCUGUAGCAGGCAGCUUUUGUUAGAAUACCAGUAGAUAAAACCCACUUGGACGUGCUUAAUUCACUGGAUAUCAACAACUAGUUCAUGUGUAGUAGACAGGAAAAGGUCUAUUUAUACAACAUGUUUGUCAGGGGUUAAUUGUCUUGGAUCUUGAAGGGGAAUCGUUUGAUAAAGCUCUACUUAAUAAGAGAUACCUGCUUUAGGUGGAACAGGCGUUUUUGAGCUGUGACCCAGCAAUCUGCACGCAUCCAUACCUGUGUUCAACUUUUUUUUUUCUCGGAAUUAGACUGAUAUGCAUUGUGUAGACUGUUGGGUUUUAAAUUUUGACAUGUAUAUAUAGUUUGGUUUGUUCUUCCUGCCUCAAGCUGUCUUCCCCUUUAAAGGUUCCCUUUUUCUUGCUUACUUCCAUGGCAAUAAAACAAGGUGCAUCCUAAAA